Neopelma chrysocephalum (saffron-crested tyrant-manakin) is the source of this 3385-nucleotide messenger RNA. It is a transcript of the gene CSE1L, whose product is annotated as chromosome segregation 1 like. Gene Ontology annotation, cellular component: nuclear envelope; cytosol. The coding region runs from base 172 to 3087 and encodes 971 amino acids. Lineage: Eukaryota; Metazoa; Chordata; Aves; Passeriformes; Pipridae. The record is from RefSeq and is a predicted model, not a curated record. Gene Ontology annotation, biological process: protein export from nucleus; protein import into nucleus. The transcript is spliced from 25 exons. Gene Ontology annotation, molecular function: nuclear export signal receptor activity; small GTPase binding.
UUGCUUCCUUGUUACAUCUGUAGCCGGUGAACUGUGUUGUUGGUAACAGGAAGGAUGGGCAGGGUUGAUGGUGAUGUCCUGAGCAACAGCAUGUCCAUUAAAGCACAACUUGCUGUUGGAGUGUUACUGUAAUAUUCAUUAUUCCAAUUAAAGCUGUGGAGUUCUGCCAAGAUGGAGCUGAGUGAUGCCAAUUUACAAACUUUAACUGAGUAUCUAAAGAAAACACUAGAUCCAGAUCCUGCUAUAAGGCGUCCUGCUGAGAAGUUCCUCGAGUCCGUGGAAGGAAGCCAGAACUAUCCAUUGUUACUCUUAACGCUGCUGGAGAAAUCACAGGAAAAUGUCAUCAAAGUUUGUGCAUCUGUAACGUUCAAGAAUUACAUUAAAAGGAACUGGAGAAUUGUUGAGGAUGAACCAAACAAAAUAUGUGAAUCAGACAGGAUAGCCAUUAAAGCCAACAUAGUGCCCUUGAUGCUUAGCAGCCCAGAACAAAUUCAAAAGCAGUUAAGUGAUGCCAUCAGUAUUAUUGGUCGGGAAGACUUUCCUCAGAAGUGGCCAGACCUGCUGACAGAGAUGGUGAAUCGCUUCCAGAGCGGGGAUUUCCACGUCAUCAACGGGGUCCUUCGCACCGCUCACUCUUUGUUUAAAAGGUACCGCCAUGAAUUUAAGUCAAAUGAAUUAUGGACAGAGAUCAAACUUGUUCUUGAUGCCUUUGCUUUACCCUUGACAAAUCUCUUUAAGGCAACUAUUGAACUUUGCAGCACACAUGCAAAUGAUGCCAGUGCCCUGAAGGUUCUCUUUUCUUCUCUCAUUCUAAUUGCGAAGCUGUUCUACAGUUUAAAUUUUCAGGAUCUUCCAGAGUUUUUUGAAGAUAACAUGGAAACAUGGAUGACAAAUUUUCAUAGUCUUUUAACUUUAGAUAAUAAACUGUUGCAGACUGAUGAUGAAGAGGAAGCUGGAUUACUGGAGCUCUUGAAAUCACAAAUCUGUGAUAAUGCUGCUUUAUAUGCUCAAAAAUAUGAUGAAGAAUUCCAGCCCUACCUGCCACGUUUUGUAACAGCAAUCUGGAAUCUGUUAGUCACGACAGGCCAGGAGGUGAAAUAUGACUUGCUGGUCAGUAAUGCAAUCCAGUUUCUGGCCUCAGUUUGUGAAAGACCACAUUACAAGCAUCUGUUUGAAGACCAGAAUACUUUGACAAGCAUCUGUGAAAAAGUUAUUGUUCCCAAUAUGGAAUUUAGAGCGGCUGAUGAAGAAGCAUUUGAAGAUAAUUCUGAGGAAUAUAUAAGAAGGGAUUUGGAAGGAUCUGAUAUUGACACCAGGCGCAGAGCAGCUUGUGAUCUAGUCAGAGGCUUGUGCAAAUUUUUUGAAGGACCUGUGACAGGGAUCUUUUCUGGAUAUGUUAAUUCUAUGCUGCAAGAAUAUGCAAAGAAUCCAUCUGUUAACUGGAAGCACAAAGAUGCAGCUAUUUACCUUGUUACGUCUUUGGCAUCCAAAGCUCAAACACAGAAGCAUGGAAUAACCCAAGCCAAUGAACUUGUUAAUCUGACAGAAUUCUUUGUGAAUCACAUUCAGCCUGAUUUAAAGUCUGCUACUGUGAACGAAUUCCCUGUGCUAAAAGCAGAUGGUAUCAAAUAUAUCAUGAUAUUUAGAAACCAAGUACCGAAGGAACAACUGCUGGUGUCUAUUCCUCUCCUAAUCAAUCAUCUCCAAGCAGAAAGUAUUGUGGUGCAUACUUAUGCAGCCCAUGCUCUUGAAAGACUGUUUACCAUGAGGGGGACAAAUAAUACCACCCUCAUUACAGCUGCAGAAAUGGCACCGUUUGUAGAAGUGCUGUUAACAAACCUUUUCAAAGCGCUGACGCUUCCUGGCUCCUCUGAAAAUGAAUACAUCAUGAAAGCCAUCAUGAGGAGUUUUUCUCUGCUACAGGAAUCCAUAAUUCCAUACAUCCCUUCUGUCAUCACACAGCUCACACAGAAACUGCUGGCUGUCAGUAAGAAUCCCAGCAAGCCCCACUUUAACCAUUACAUGUUUGAGUCCAUCUGCCUGUCGAUCAGGAUAACGUGCAAGGCGAACCCAGAGGCUGUGGGGAGCUUUGAGGAGGCCUUGUUCCUGGUGUUCACUGAGAUCCUGCAGAAUGAUGUGCAAGAGUUCAUUCCGUACGUGUUCCAAGUGAUGUCCCUACUUCUAGAAAUGCAUAAAAAUGAAAUCCCAUCGUCCUACAUGGCACUGUUUCCUCACCUGCUUCAGCCAGUGCUCUGGGAGAGGACGGGGAACAUCCCCCCGCUGGUGCGGCUGCUGCAGGCGUACCUGGAGCGCGGGGCCAGCACCAUCGCCAGCGCCGCCGCCGACAAGAUCCCUGGGUUGUUAGGUGUGUUCCAGAAGUUGAUUGCCUCUAAAGCUAAUGAUCAUCAAGGCUUCUAUCUUUUAAACAGUAUCAUUGAACAUAUGCCUCCUGAAUCAGUUGACCAGUACAGGAAACAGAUCUUCAUUUUGUUAUUCCAAAGACUUCAAAAUUCCAAAACAACAAAGUUUAUCAAAAGUUUUCUCGUCUUCAUUAACUUGUAUUGCAUAAGAUAUGGGGCAUUAGCUCUGCAGGAGAUAUUUGACAGCAUACAGCCAAAGAUGUUUGGAAUGGUUUUGGAGAAAAUUAUAAUUCCUGAAAUCCAGAAAGUGUCUGGACAAGUUGAAAAGAAAAUCUGCGCUGUUGGCAUUACAAAAAUAUUAACAGAAUGUCCUCCCAUGAUGGACACUGAGUACACCAAGCUGUGGAUUCCUUUGCUGCAGGCCCUCAUUGGCCUCUUCGAGCUGCCUGAGGAUGACACAAUCCCUGACGAGGAACACUUCAUUGACAUCGAGGAUACUCCAGGCUACCAGACUGCAUUCUCCCAGCUAGCCUUUGCUGGGAAAAAAGAACACGAUCCUGUAGGUCAAAUGGUGAACAAUCCUAGAAUCCAUCUGGCACAGUCUCUUCACAAACUGUCAACAGCGUGCCCGGGCAGGGUUCUGUCCAUGCUGAGCACCAGCCUGAACGCAGAAGCGUUGCAGUAUCUCCAAGGAUACCUCCAAGCUGCCAGUGUGAGUCUGCUCUGAGAUAUUCCACAAGCAAGAUCAAAGGCUGGUUUGUUACACAGAAGGUUGACACUGACUUUUUUUAUAGCAGAGCUCAGACAAAACGAAAAAUGCUGCUUGAAAUUGUAUUGCAGAUUCCAUCUUGUAAAAGAUAAAUGUGGCUUUAAGGCAAAACUGAAAGAAUUUCUGGUUUGUGUACUCCUAGAUAAAGGUGGCUAACUUCCACUCCCAGUCUGAUUUUCAGAGGGAGUAGUCAUAGCGGUUUGGUAUGGGAUUUUAUUUGAAAUCUGCAUCUGCAGUGUUUGGAUGAUACUUGGAA